AUUCCCAAGCAAUCGGCAGUUGAACCUAUAAAACACAUCCUGCGCUCCGGUAGUGCGUGCCAUCUACUUCCUCAGCUACUGUGUUGGGAUACGCUCUCUCGGUAUAAAUCCUGGACCCCGAAGGGAGUAAUCAGACAAGGUCCUACUGCCUCACCGUUAGUCUUACUUUGGAAAUCCGCCUUGUGUUCCCUGCCCCCAACUAUUGUUUCAUUCGUUUGGGAAGCUCCGUCUAGCCGCAAGUGAUCGUUCGAACCCAGCACAUAAAACCACAGUGCACCUGGAUACCAGAUGCUCUUGCCCUCCUAGACUUAAACACUGAAAAGGAACGGAAAAAAAACCCCUCGUUGCGAAUCGCGCAUAUGAUUGCGUUACAAAACCAAGCUGUUCUGCCUCCCGCCAAAGUGGAUAUCUCACUGCUCUUGAAGCCCCAAGAUGAGGAAGAGGCCGCCAUACCGGUGACCACCAAGUCCACUUUUCCGUCAAUCCCAAUUCCUUCAGCUCCAAUGCCUCCAGCAGUUUCUGUUAUGGCCCCAGCAUCGGCGCCUUCUAUGCCUCUCACCAAAACCCCCUCAUCGCUUCCCGCCAAACGUCUUCAACCAGCUCAUACAGCGGAAUCGCCGGCGAAAAAGCAGUCAAAGUGGUCUCCAGAGGAAGAUGCCUUGAUCAUCGAGUUACGUGGCAGUGGCAUGAAAUGGGAGGACAUUAGCAAACGACUUCCUGGACGAAGUGCUAUUAGUUGCCGUCUCCACUAUCAGAACUAUUUAGAGCGUCGAAGUGAGUGGGAUGAAGACAAGAAGAAUAAGCUCGCCAGAUUAUACGAAAGAUUCAAAGCGGAAAUGUGGUCUAAAGUAGCUGAAGAAAUGGCAAUUCCAUGGAGAGCCGCAGAAGCGAUGCAUUGGCAACUAGGAGAACAAGAAAUGGCGCGUCGAGCAGGCGUAGUACCUUUUUCACUAUCGAGUUCAGCCAUUGACCCGCCGGCUCCUAGAACACGCAGAACUAGCACAUCAUUGUCACGACCAAGAAAAGGGUCGGCAUCACGCUCUAUUGCUCCACCACAGCUACCCUCCGUUGAAGAACUCACUGCAGGAGUUCCAGCAUUUGCUCCGCCCCCACCCUUUCCACCUCCGAGAGAUGCCUAUCGAAUAGGACGACCUCUAGAUCUGACCGGCAGCCAUAGUGGUCACUUGGGUCCCAAUCUUGGCAUUCCCCCCCGGACUUUGCCUUAGAGUGAAGGAGACGGUGUCACGGUGUCUAUACCCCUUUCUCUCUCUUCUCUUUUUCUCUUCUCCUUUUCUCUUCUCCUUUUUCUCCUUUGCCUUUUCUAGGGCGGAGAUGUCUCAUCUCUCGUGCGUUGUAACGACUUGCAUAGCGUUGGUUGAAUAUCUACCUUCGUUCGUGGGAAGUAU
Molecule: messenger RNA, 1406 nt
Organism: Aspergillus alliaceus
Lineage: Eukaryota; Fungi; Ascomycota; Eurotiomycetes; Eurotiales; Aspergillaceae
Product: MYB DNA-binding domain protein
Exons: 2
Coding region: 360-1226 (288 amino acids)
Biological process (GO): regulation of DNA-templated transcription
Cellular component (GO): nucleus
Molecular function (GO): RNA polymerase II cis-regulatory region sequence-specific DNA binding; DNA-binding transcription factor activity, RNA polymerase II-specific
Source: RefSeq, a predicted model, not a curated record